This is a messenger RNA of Nycticebus coucang (slow loris), 502 nucleotides long. It is a transcript of the gene GNGT1, whose product is annotated as G protein subunit gamma transducin 1. The record is from RefSeq and is a predicted model, not a curated record. Gene Ontology annotation, biological process: G protein-coupled receptor signaling pathway. Gene Ontology annotation, molecular function: G-protein beta-subunit binding. Bases 158 to 382 code for a protein of 74 amino acids. NCBI's taxonomy places the organism in Eukaryota, Metazoa, Chordata, Mammalia, Primates, Lorisidae. Gene Ontology annotation, cellular component: heterotrimeric G-protein complex. The transcript is spliced from 3 exons.
CAAUGCUUGAUUUAAUCAUAUUAGUGACGAUUACAAAGAAGCUUUAAAACCCCAAGGCUAGUGUGCAGUGCUGGAAUUGUUCAGAGAGCUCAUGAGAAACUGGCUAUUGUGAGAAGUUUAAAAUAGAACAAACCACUGUUUACUUACAGGCAAAAAGAUGCCAGUAAUCAAUAUCGAAGACCUCACAGAAAAGGACAAAUUGAAGAUGGAAGUUGACCAGCUCAAGAAAGAAGUGACGCUGGAAAGAAUGCUGGUUUCCAAGUGUUGUGAAGAAGUAAGGGAUUAUGUGGAAGAAAGAUCUGGGGAGGAUCCACUAGUAAAAGGUGUCCCGGAGGACAAAAAUCCAUUCAAGGAGCUCAAAGGAGGUUGCGUGAUUUCCUAAAAGAAGAAAAGUAAUCCUUGGAAAAUCUCAAAUUUCAAUAACAAUAUGAAUUUGUGUCAUAUAUAAUAAUAUUGGUAAGGAUGUACAUGAAUUUUAAAUUUAUAAUGUAAACAUAAAAUA